Molecule: messenger RNA, 366 nt
Organism: Cylicocyclus nassatus
Lineage: Eukaryota; Metazoa; Nematoda; Chromadorea; Rhabditida; Strongylidae
Source: the annotation of a GenBank genome assembly
AUGCCACCGAAGAAAGCGGCAGCCAAGAAGGGUGGAGAGAAGGAAGAGGCACCUAAAAAGGAAGCAAAAGGAGGUACCGCCGUUAAAGUGCGCCACAUACUUUGCGAAAAGCAGAGCAAAGCUUUGGAAGCAAUUGAAAAGCUGAAAUCAGGCAUGAAAUUCCAUGAGGUUGCUGCUCAAUAUAGUGAAGAUAAAGCUCGGUCUGGGGGCGAUCUUGGCUGGAUGACGCGAGGUUCGAUGGUGGGUCCAUUCCAGGAUGCUGCUUUCGAAUUGCCGAAGAGUACUUGCGAUAAGCCCAUCUAUACUGACCCACCUAUAAAAACCAAGUUUGGCUAUCAUGUGAUAAUGGUCGAGGGUAAGAAGUGA